GGCAAUUGCUCAUCCGUGAUCUCCCUCUGAUCUCCUGCCUUCUUCUCUCUCUCCCCCCCCCUCUGCAGCUGGCGUUAGCCAUAGCAGACCUGGCCUUGCAGAUGGCUUCGUGGAAAGGCUGCGUGCACACCUUGGUUGAAAAGUACAAUAAUGACGUGUCAUCCCUCCCCUUCCUGCUGGAGAUCCUAACGGUGCUCCCAGAAGAAGUUCACAGCCGGUCCUUGCGGAUCGGUGCCAACCGGCGCACUGAGAUCAUCGAAGAUCUGGCCUUCUACUCCAGCACGGUGGUCUCCCUCCUGGUGACCUGCGUGGAGAAAGCCGGGAGCGAGGAGAAGAUGCUGAUCAAGAUCUUCCGGUGCCUGGGAAGCUGGUUCAACCUGGGUGUUUUGGACAGCACCUUCAUGGCCAACAGCAAGUUGCUAUCCCUGCUUUUUGAGGUUCUGCAACAGGACAAGACCUCGUCCAACCUGCACGAAGCCGCCUCGGACUGCAUCUGCUCCGCCCUCUACGCCAUCGAGAACGUGGAGACCAACCUGCCCCUCGCCCUGCAGCUCUUCCAGGGUGUCCUGACCCUGGAGACGGCCUACCACAUGGCCGUGGCCCGCGAGGAUUUGGACAAGGUCCUUAAUUACUGUCGGAUCUUCACCGAGCUCUGCGAGACCUUCCUGGACAAAAUCGUUUGCACCCCGGGCCAAGGUCUGGGGGACCUGCGGACUAUAGAGCUGCUCUUGAUCUGUGCGGGACACCCCCAAUACGAGGUGGUGGAGAUAUCCUUCAACUUCUGGUACCGGCUGGGGGAACACCUCUACAAGACAGACGACGCCAUCAUCCACAGCAUCUUCAAGGCCUACAUUCAGCGGCUUCUUCACGCCCUGGCCCGGCACUGCCAGCUGGACCCCGACCAUGAAGGGAUCCCCGAGGAAACAGAUGAUUUUGGGGAGUUCCGGAUGCGAGUCUCGGAUCUCGUCAAGGAUUUGAUCUUCCUGGUUGGCUCCGUGGAAUGCUUUGCCCAGCUUUAUGCCACUUUGAAAGAAGGCAACCCGCCCUGGGAGGUGACGGAAGCCGUCCUCUUCAUCAUGGCCUCAAUUGCCAAGAGCGUUGACCAAGAGAACAAUCCCACCCUGGUGGAAGUGCUGGACGGAGUGGUGCGCCUUCCUGAAGCCGUUCACACGGCCGUGCGCUACACCAGCAUCGAGCUGGUGGGGGAGAUGAGCGAAGUGGUGGACAGGAACCCCCAUUUCCUGGAUCCGGUCCUGGGCUACCUGAUGAAGGGCUUGUGCGAGAAAGCCCUCGCCUCCAUCGCCGCCAAAGCCAUCCACAACAUUUGCUCGGUGUGCCGGGACCACAUGGCCCAGCACUUCACCGGACUGCUGGAAAUCGCCCGCUCCCUGGACUCCUUCAUGCUCUCGCCCGAAGCAGCUGUCGGACUCUUGAAAGGGACGGCGUUGGUGCUCGCCAGGCUCCCGCUGGAGAAGAUCUCGGCCUGCCUCAGUGAACUUUGUGCCGUUCAGGUGAUGGCCCUGAAAAAGCUGCUAUCUCAGGAGCCGAGCAACGGCCUCUCCUCUGACCCCACCGUGCCCCUGGACCGCCUCGCUGUCAUAUUUAGGUAA
This is a messenger RNA of Notechis scutatus (mainland tiger snake), 1610 nucleotides long. Lineage: Eukaryota; Metazoa; Chordata; Lepidosauria; Squamata; Elapidae. The record is from RefSeq and is a predicted model, not a curated record.